Molecule: messenger RNA, 3449 nt
Organism: Etheostoma cragini (Arkansas darter)
Lineage: Eukaryota; Metazoa; Chordata; Actinopteri; Perciformes; Percidae
Gene: mcoln1a
Product: mucolipin 1a
Exons: 14
Coding region: 160-1938 (592 amino acids)
Cellular component (GO): lysosomal membrane; plasma membrane
Molecular function (GO): NAADP-sensitive calcium-release channel activity
Source: RefSeq, a predicted model, not a curated record
AGAGAAAGGAAGGCAGUUGGAGACGACGGUAACAGAGCAGCUCGUCCAGACUGCUGUGUGCUAUGUGAGCUGUAAACAUUCAUUCGAGUUACUGGAGUUUUAUCUAGAUGAUUUACCUAUUUAUUGUGUUUUUAAAUUACUAACGUACAACAUACGUACAUGGCUGCGACAGGACACCAGGCCUGCUCGGAACGAGAAGGCCUAUCUAGCUCAGUGACUCACUAUGGCUCCACAGACAACAGCGGAGAGCAUGACCAUCGGAGUAACGAUCAAUGCAAAAACCACAGCAACCAUUUGUUUCCCACGACGGCAGAAGGUCAUUGGGUCGGGGCUGAUGUGGAAGAGGAGGCCAUUCGCAGGAAGUUGAAAUACUUCUUCAUGAGCCCUUGUGAUAAAUUUUACGCCAAGGGUCGCAAGCCUUACAAGCUGAUCCUGCAACUGCUCAAGAUCAUUAUUGUCACAGCUCAGUUAGUGCUGUUUGGCCUUAGCAACCAGGUAGUGGUGACCUUCAAGGAGGAGAACACUAUGACCUUCAAGCACCUCUUCCUCAAAGACUACGACGAGUCCUCAGACAACUCCUUUGCUGUUUACACGCAGAACGACGUCUACGACCAGAUCUUCUAUGCCGUGGAGCAGUAUCUGGCCUUACCGGAGACCACAGUGGGACGCUAUGCAUACGUCUACGGUGUUGGUGUGAACAACAGUGCGCUCUCCCUCUGCCAACAGUACUACAAGAAGGGUAGCAUCGACCCAGCCAAUGACACCUUCAGUAUAGACCCUCAUGUUGUCACAGACUGUAUAGGUGUAGAUCCGCUGGCGGUCCCUUCAGCUCAGCUCACCAGCAGCUACAAGAACUUUACACUCAAGUUCCACAAGCUCAUUAACGUCACCAUAGAGUUCCAGUUGAAGGCGAUCAAUAUACAGACCAUCAUCAACAAUGAGAUUCCAGAUUGCUACACUUUUACCAUAACAAUAGUCCUGGACAACAAGGCUCACAGCGGCAAGGUGAAGAUCCAGUUACAAAACCAGGCGUCAAUAAAGGAGUGUAAAGACCCGAGCGUCUCUGGACACGGUGAGAUGACUGAGAACUACACUCGUGUAGCGUUUGAUGUCGCUGUGGCUCUGGUGUGCAUGCUGUCACUGCUGCUGUGUGGACGCUCCAUACUGCGGGGCAUCAUGCUGCAACAGGAGUUUGUGCAGUUCUUUGGGGAGACUCUGGAUCGUAAAGUGUGCUGGGCAGACCGGUUGGAGUUCAUUAAUGGAUGGUAUAUUCUCCUCAUCAUCAGUGACAUCCUCACCAUUACUGGCAGCAUCAUCAAAAUUGGCAUUGAGUCUAAGAAUAUGUCCUCAUAUGACUUAUGCGGCAUCCUGUUGGGUUCCUCCACACUAUUGGUGUGGGUCGGAGUAAUUCGCUAUCUCACAUUCUUCCAGAAGUACAAUAUCCUGAUCGUGACACUUCGAGCAGCCUUUCCCAAUGUGAUUCGGUUCUGCUGCUGCGUGGCCGUCAUCUAUCUGGGCUACUGCUUCUGUGGUUGGAUCGUCCUGGGACCAUAUCAUGUCAAGUUCCGUUCUCUGUCCAUGGUGUCCGAGUGCCUGUUUUCCCUCAUCAACGGGGACGACAUGUUUGUGACAUUUGCGGAGAUGCAGGAGAGCAGCACUCUGGUGUGGCUGUUUAGCCAAGUUUACCUGUACACCUUCAUCUCCCUCUUCAUCUACAUGGUGCUGUCACUGUUCAUUGCACUCAUCACAGGAGCCUACGAGACCAUCAAGCACCAAACCCAAGAACCAAUGCACAUCACAGACCUGCAUGCCUUCAUAGCAGAGUGUAAGGAUGCACCAAACUCUGGGAAGUUCAGAGGUCUGGAGACCUCGCCUUGCUCCUUCUUCUGCUGCUGUGACAGGACGACGACAUAUGAGGAUGUCCUGCUGGUGAAUUAAAGUUAACUUCACUGACCUCAGAAGCCUCACCAACCUGUCCUGCUGACCACAGGGAUGCACUGCACUGCACUCCUGACCCCCAGUGUCUCUGCACCACCAUGCUGUAUUUGGGUCAAACCUCAUCACUCAUUUCAGGGAGGAGUCACCAUCAGCUGGACCAGCACUCUGUUGAAGGAAUGUGUAACAGAAGUCUUCUUGUUGGACCUCUUAUCUUUUCUGUCUAUGAAGAAGAAACUGAGGGCUGAUGCAGAAAUUGGCCUGUCUUCUGUAUGGACAGGACUUGAGCAUCCUAAAUGACUAAUGCACAGAUGCUUCUCUGUUCCUUGUUGGGUUUUAAAAGAAAAUAGUAUAUUUUCCAAUGUAUUUAAAGUUGCAAUAUGUAAUGCUGACAGCAAGUGUUUAAAAUAGUUACUGCAGUACAAAUUUAAAUCACUGGCGAGAGUUGUCCCCACCUCUCCUCCCCAGACUUAAAGUUCAUGAAGGUUGCCAGGCUGAGACCUUAGCAUCCAUAGUCUCGCUUUGCCAGACCCUCUUUCAAAGCGCGCUGAAAUAGCAUCCACAAGAAUGUCGCCAUGUCUCACAUAGCCAAACAUUACUUCAAAGCACAGCAGAGUUUAAAUGACAUACAAUGCCCAUCCCUUGUAGCUGUGACAAAUUGUGUGAAAAAUUAUUAUCAGGAGUGUUUUACGCUGCGUUGAAGCGAGCCGUUCAGUCACUGUUCCCAUGGUCAAAGCCAGAACCAGAGAAGGUAGGCUAACAUCUGUGGCCUGUUAAUGUUGACAGCAAUGUGCCCGAGCAACUGACAGUUAACAUGUCCAAAUUUAUACUUAGUCUCGCUACACGUAAUAUCAAUACAUUUUAUCAGCGGUGGAAAGUAACUAUACCGUAGGCUACUUUGAUUCAAUUGUAAGGUGCUUUUAGUCAAGUCAUUUUCUCCUACUUACUAGGCUAGUUCUACAAUUGAGAGUCAAGUUGGCUAUUGUACGUUUCCCUAUUUAUUUUUUAGCUUUAAAUACUUUGCAGAUUAAGAUUAAUAAUACAAAAUAAUAUGCAUAAAUGAUGAUGUAUAUAGUGGAUAAAGUUGAGACUUUGUUGAUCCUGUGGGGAAAUUCACAAGCUACCUGCCAAGUAAUACUUUUAUUUUGGUGAAAGUAACUCAAGAUUAACGCAAAAGUAGUGUAAAGCAUACAAUUCAUAGACUGUAAUAUAACCAAUUAUUCUCAAAUGACAGUAACUAGUAAUCAAUAAUGUCUUACAUUUUGGAAGUAACUUGCCUAACAUUGCAUAUUGGACCUUUAAUGAUGCACAAUGUUAAAACGGGGGCAGGACCUAUUGCCAAGAUACUAAGUGGGUACAGAUACCACUACGAGGAUCUAUUUUUAAACUUUUGUUUUUUGUUUUUUUAAUCUUUGUUUUGUUUUGUUUUUCCUUUUAUAGUAUUUCAAAAUAGUUUUUUUUUUUAGAACAGGGCACUUAGACAUGUCACAAAACAUAUCCAACAAAUUAUCCUU